UAAUGAGAGUGGGAUUGGAGUUUUUUUUGUUUUUUCUGCUGGUGGUUUUUUACUUCCACUUUCCAGUCUGAACAAAAAUCCCCUCUGUCACAGGAAGCAGGAGGUAUUCGGCCACGGAGGAAGGUAUUUAAGGCGACCCCAAAGCCUCUAGAUCUCACAGCACUCCUGACAAACAUCUGACCUCAAGCUCAGAUUGUCUCCUUUUGCUGCAUCACGACUUCCACUGUCAACUGAGACGAUAAACCAACAAUGUCUGGCAUGAUUCAAGCGCUUCUCCUCCUGGUCGCCGCGGCCUGCUUCACACAAGCCCAGUUCAAUGAGGCUGGACAGCAGUGCCUUUGUCAGCGCGUCAGGAACCACAUCAUGGGAAAAAAUGAAAUAAAAGACAUCCAGAUCUACCAGGCAACCGCCUUCUGCAGCAAAAUUGAGAUUGUAGUGACCUACAAUAACGGCCUUCGCGUUUGCCUGAACCCAGAGCUGAGAAUUAUGAAAAAGGCCAUGGCUGCUUUCAUGAAGAGACAGAAUGAUGUGAAAUCCAAGCCGACAAAGUCCUCCUCCACUUCUGGGAGCACCCUCACAACUUCCAACUGAACCUCCAUCUCUACUCUUUCAACCAACCAAGGACUCUUUGUGACCACUGAUCCCCCAAAA
Molecule: messenger RNA, 651 nt
Organism: Oryzias melastigma (Indian medaka)
Lineage: Eukaryota; Metazoa; Chordata; Actinopteri; Beloniformes; Adrianichthyidae
Product: interleukin-8
Exons: 4
Coding region: 250-591 (113 amino acids)
Biological process (GO): chemokine-mediated signaling pathway; neutrophil chemotaxis; cellular response to lipopolysaccharide
Cellular component (GO): extracellular region
Molecular function (GO): chemokine activity; CXCR chemokine receptor binding
Source: RefSeq, a predicted model, not a curated record